AAAAAAAAAACGUGCCAUCAUCAUGUUGCGACAGCCAUUUCUCUCCAGUCGGUGGAGACGAGCAGAGCUGGCGGCUGCUGGAGAAGAGGCUGCGAGCGGCGGAUCAACACACACACAGGACUCACACGCUCCGUGGCCUCGGUGGACGUUGUUUCUCCUCCCUCCUGUGAUAAUCGAAAGGGCCGUCCGUCGUGUUGUCUCCCACUGAAGCAACCAAAACACUCAGCUAACGUUAGCCAGCUAACAUCACACGAACUUGGCUGGUGGAGGCUAGUUAGCAGGUGCUAGCUCCAAACACUGGCUGCUGGAGCUGCUGCUGGUGGGAAACCAAGAGACGAAGGAGCAGAGGGACCCUGUGGCGUUAGCUUCACCAAGCUCCAGAGAGGAUAUCUCGGUUUGGAUACACGACCCAUUAAUAAAAAAAAAAAAAAAAAAAAGGGAAUCACCAGGAGAGGCCUGGUUGUCUUUUGUUCAUCACAACAUCUCCUGAGAGCCUCCCACCUACCACCUUCACUGCCCCUGGCUCAGUCGGUGGCUCAGCACCACUUCAAAGGGGAAGGUCUGCGGAGCUGCAGAUAACACGCUGUACCCCCAAGCACCGACAGGCUUUUUCAGAGCCCCUACACAGUGCCUCGACUGACAGGAAAGAAUCAGCCCUUAGAGUGGGACCUGGAGUGGAGAAGACCAAUUGUGGCCUGAACAAAGACAGACAGAGAGAACUAAUGCCAAGCCCUUCUCCUCCUCAGACAGCCUAGCGAAGGUCCAGGAGGUAGCAAGCUGGCUUUUGGAAAUGAACCAGGAUCUGCUGUCGGGGGGCAGCAGCAGCAGGCGGAGUCGAGGGCCGGCGGGUCCGGCAGUGCGAGGUAACGCCUCCUCCACGGCCCGGGCACCUCAGCAGGCAGCAGAGGAGGGUGAUGAGGAUGAGCACAUCAACCGGGUAGUAGAGGAGGAAGAGCAGCUGCAGCAAAGGCCUGAGGCGUCGCAGGUUGAUGGAGAGAGAGAACCACCAUGGGCGCCAAGUGAGUCGGGAGCCAGCAACGGCCCUCGGGGAGAUGAGGAGGGGGAGGAGGACGAGGAGGGCCCUCCAAACGAAGUGAACGGAGGAGAGAAAGGAGCUCGAUGGAUGUGGGGGGCCGAGCAGAGGCGGCUACGGGGCCAGCCGCUGGGCGAGGAAGACGAGGAGGAGGAGGAGGAAGAGGAGGAGAACAACAACAGCAGCAGUCAGCACGAGGAGGAGGAGGCGGAGGAGAGGACAGAGGGAGGGGAGGAGCAGGGAAGGGAGGAAGAGGAGAGGGAAGAAGGCGAGGAGGAAGAGGAGGAGGAUGAGGACGAGGAGGAGAUGGACCAAGACAGCGAUGACUUUGAACAUUCAGAGAGUGGGAGGGAGGAGGAAGAGGAGGAGGAAGGAGAAGGGGAGGAAGGGCUGCGGUCUCCCUCUCUCAGGAACAAUGUGUCUGUCCCCAAUAACAACCUGGACUCCGGUUGUACACACCAAAGCUCUUCCAACAAGAAGGUAAGCACAGCUGUUGUUUGUUGGACACUAUGUAAACGGUUCAGUGAAGCCUCCAGAGAUGACAGGGACACUGUUUCCCUGAAGAUAUUUGAUGUACCUCCACUGUAUUUGAGCAAAGGCAGACAUCUCAGAAUGAUAUCUAUGUCUUAG
Molecule: messenger RNA, 1663 nt
Organism: Larimichthys crocea (large yellow croaker)
Lineage: Eukaryota; Metazoa; Chordata; Actinopteri; Sciaenidae
Product: cilia- and flagella-associated protein 251-like
Exons: 5
Coding region: 791-1663 (290 amino acids)
Source: RefSeq, a predicted model, not a curated record